Messenger RNA from Microtus oregoni (creeping vole), 5369 nucleotides. It is a transcript of the gene Mysm1, whose product is annotated as Myb like, SWIRM and MPN domains 1. The record is from RefSeq and is a predicted model, not a curated record. Gene Ontology annotation, cellular component: BRCA1-A complex; BRISC complex. Bases 30 to 2576 code for a protein of 848 amino acids. Gene Ontology annotation, molecular function: metallopeptidase activity; polyubiquitin modification-dependent protein binding. Gene Ontology annotation, biological process: double-strand break repair. NCBI's taxonomy places the organism in Eukaryota, Metazoa, Chordata, Mammalia, Rodentia, Cricetidae. The transcript has 22 exons.
UCGUGAGUACGGCCGGGUCAGGUGCAGUCAUGGAGGCAGAGGAGGCAGAUGUGGAUGUGGAAGGAGAUGUGCAGGCGGCUGCACAGCCGGGAAAUGAUGAAAACACAGCAUCAGUCUUUCAAGAUCACUAUCUUGAUUCAACAUGGGGAAGGGAGCAUGGCUGUCUUCCUUGGACUCUGGAUAGCACCAUCAGUGCCGAGAACAGAGCUGUCAUCGAGAAAAUGCUGUUGGAAGAAGAGUAUUAUUUGUCUAAUAAAUCACUUCCAGGAAAAUUCUGGAUUAAUCAAAAGGAAGAUGAUAAAAAGCACACCAACAGUCUGCAGAAAACAGCAAAAAUCAUGGUACAUUCUCCUACAAAACCAGCUAGUUAUUCAGUAAAGUGGACAAUAGAAGAAAAAGAACUAUUUGAACAAGGACUGGCUAAAUUUGGCCGGAGGUGGACCAAAAUCGCAACACUAGUUCAGAGUCGCACAGUUUUACAAGUGAAGACUUACGCCAGACAGUACUUUAAAAAUCAGGUAAAGUGGGGUGUGGAUAAAGAACCACCAGCUCGGAAGAGCAGCAGUGAUCUUCAGGUGAAAUCUAAAGACGAGAGGACGAAGGUGCGGGCAGCAUCGUGUUUGAGGGGACGUGCCGAUCCUAACCUGAAUGCUGUAAAAAUUGAAAAGUUAUCUGAUGACGAAGACGUAGACAUCACAGACGAACUGGAUGAGCUGACUUCCCAGACGCCAGAAAAGAAUUCUGGCAGCCAUCUUACUUUAGACAUUCCUAAUAGUAAAAUCUGUGAAGCCAACCGUGGAGAAUUCAUAUGCUCGGAAGGCCCCUUAGCUAAAUCUUCCCGGGAGUAUCUUCAGAACGAGAAAGCAAGUGAGGCAGAAGCAUGUUCAAGCUCAGAAACUGCAGCGUGGGCUAUAAGACAGAGCAGUAAUGGCGAAAACUCAGUCGAAUUAAGUGAGAAGAACAAUAGACUGGCUCAAGGCUACGAUGUGCAAGAUGGGGAAGAAGUAACUGGUGAAACCAAGCCCUCACCCUCUCCAGAGUCCUGUGAGAGUCGGCAGGUGGAGGACAGCCAUGAGGGAGAAGAGCUUAAGCCACCAGAGCAAGAAGUGGAAAUCGAUAGAAAUGCCAUUCAAGAAGAAGAAAAGCAAGCAAUUCCUGAGUUUUUUGAGGGGCGCCAAACUAAAACACCAGAACGCUAUUUGAAAAUUAGAAACUACAUUUUGGAUCAGUGGGAAAUAUGCAAACCGAAAUACUUAAAUAAGACCUCAGUACGUCCUGGCCUGAAGAACUGUGGGGAUGUUAAUUGUAUUGGACGGAUUCAUACAUACCUCGAGUUGAUAGGAGCAAUCAAUUUUGGAUGUGUUGAUGCGUAUGCAUAUGUCAGAAUGAAUUCUUCCCGGUCACUGACUUCAGACGACAGAGCUCUGAAGAAAGCUAAUGGUGAUGAGCAGCCAGGGCCUUACCACCCCUGUUUUGGAGAGCAGGCAAUAUAUAACAGGCCACAACCGGUCGAUAGAGUACGAGUGAGUGACAGGACAGAUGCAGAAGCGGCCUACCAGCUCGCCCGGCGCCUGCAGUCUAUGCGUACAAGAAGACGUAGGGUCCGAGACCCAUGGGGAAAUUGGUGUGAUGCAAAAGACUUAGAAGGGCAAACAUUUGAGCAUCUGUCUGCGGAAGAGUUGGCAAAAAGAAGAGAAGAGGAAAAGUGCAAACCUGUUAAAUCUUCAAAAGUUUCAAAACUACCAAAAAGCUCACUUGAUCCCUUCCAACUGAUACCUUGUAACUUUUUCAGUGAAGAAAAGCAGGAGCCAUUUCAGGUGAAAGUAGCUUCAGAAGCACUAUUAAUAAUGGAUUUGCAUGCUCACGUGUCUAUGGCGGAGGUGAUUGGGCUGUUAGGAGGAAGAUACUCAGAGGCUGAGAAGACCCUUGAAGUCUGUGCAGCAGAACCGUGUAACAGUUUGAGCACAGGACUACAAUGCGAGAUGGAUCCUGUAUCACAAACACAGGCUUCAGAAACCUUGGCUCUGAGAGGCUACAGUGUUAUUGGGUGGUACCAUUCUCAUCCUGCCUUUGAUCCGAAUCCAUCUUUACGAGAUAUUGACACACAAGCUAAAUACCAGAGUUACUUCUCCAGAGGAGGAGCAAAGUUCAUUGGGAUGAUUGUUAGUCCAUAUAAUCGAAGUAACUCUUUACCAUACUCCCAGAUUACCUGCUUGGUUAUAAGUGAAGAAGUUAGCCCUGAUGGUGCCUAUCGUUUACCCUACAAAUUUGAAGUCCAGCAGAUGUUAGACGAACCUCAGUGGGAAUUAGUGUUUGAAAAGACAAGAUGGAUAAUUGAGAAAUACAGGCUUUCCCAUAGCAGUGUCCCCAUGGAUAGAGUCUUUCGCCGGGAUUCUGACCUUACUUGUUUGCAGAAACUUUUGGAGUGUCUAAGGAAAACAUUAAGCAAAGUAGCCAAUUGCUUCAUCGCUGAGGAAUUCUUGACCCAAAUAGAAAAUUUGUUCCUUUCCAAUUACAAAAGCAAGGAAGAAAAUGGACUGGCUGAAGAGAACAGUACAACGGAGUUGUUCUUGUAAUAUUUUAAAAUAGUAUCUACAUGCUUUGACAACUGCAGAUGGCCCCCAUGCUGGCCUUGCCAACCUUGGCCUCCAAGGCCUUAAAGAAGCACAGAUGAGUUUGGACCCAAGGAGGCAUGCAACACAGAAGUUGAUGAAGCAGGCUCCUAGAGAGAAAAGCCCAUCCCAACAGUGUGUGCAGAAGUGGAGGACCAGAGACACCUGAGACCUUCAUCCCAAGUUCUGUCUCUCUGAAGGACAUAGCUGUUAAAUAAUGAGCUUAAAAUUUGUGUCUUGUUCUGCCUUGGGUAAGGAAAAUUAAUAAUAGUACUUCUCCUCUGUUAGACUGGUGUUCUUCAAAAAUAGCUCAAGAAAGCAAAUCAUGCCCUCAGUUAACCUUGGCAUUCUUCUCCAGUGCUGUAAAAUGGCCUGGAGCUCGCAUUGCUGUAGCUGGUUUGACCCUGUGCUCACAGCUCACGAGCUUUUCAGGCCCCAAGUACUUUUGCCCACUUGGACUCCUUCUGUAUGAAAUUUAAAUUUAUAUUUUAUAAUUGUGUUUGUAUACAAUGACGGUAUUCAUAUUUUGAAUUAAAAUAGUCCUUUAUCUAAAAUUUAUAUUAUUUUUACUAAAAAAUUAAGUAAAAUUUUGGUUGCAUGCCCUGGGAGUCUGAGACACUCUGCCUAAUGGACAGCUUGCCCUGUCUGUAUUCAGAGGCCUCGGGAAAAUGCAGCUAAUGUUCCCUGUCCCUUCCCACCACCUCCAGGUUAUCUUUGUCACUCUGCCCAGGAACGCUUUGUUCUUGCCCAUCCUAGCUAGAACUCAGGGCAUUGCUCACUACCAUUCGGUCCUGGGAGAGAGACAGAGACCGGGGCUGGGGUGCGGACACAGAUAGGUAGACAUUUUUAUCCUGGUUUCUACUUUACAGCUUGUGCCACACUUCACAGGGUGAGGCUCCUUUCUUUCUCAAGCCCUUUUAUCCAUCCGUCCUCGCAGCUCCUAGGUGUAAGGUCGUUGUAUCACGUACUGAAAGUGAUAGACAGACCCACUCAGAUUUCCCCGCAGUUUCUCCACAGAGUGCUCCUGCUCCCAGACGGGGUUAGGUGAGGGCUGUGAUGGGCAGACUGCAAGCUCCUUCUGCCUCUUCAGUUCUCAGGACAAAGAAGAUGGCAGCCUCAGAAUGCCAGCCUGAGCUGUCCUGCUUUUUAGGUAACCUUUCCCCAUAUGUCUCUCUGGGUUUGAGUGCAAUGGAAAAGCCGACAGAACCAGUAUGCCCAGGAGUGCUGCCCCGUUCUGUGCCAGCAGAAGCCACCUAAUUGCCCUCCUGCUUGUAUAGCACGCUUGCCCGUCAUCAGCAGGCAUCCCAUGUGGAUUUCUUGUCAGUAGGAGAGCUGGCCACCCGGUUUGUCUUUUUUCUUCUCACCUCUACCACCAAGUGUCACGUGGCAUGAAGGCAGAAUACCUUCACAGAAGCACAAAGAAAAGCACACAUUUUGAUAAACAUAUUCUAUCAGCAUUAACAAAUUUAAUAAAGAAAUUUGAUCUGCAUCUCCACUUUCCUAUUCUUUAAUAACGCUCUUACAACUUAAUAUAUAUCUUUAAUAUGCCCCCCAAAAAAUCACUGUUAGGAGAAUAAUGUAUUGUACUUAGGUUAUUAUUUCUUGACCUUUCCUGAAAGGAUUUAUGUGUGCUUUCAUUUACGGGAAUUUCACUUUCUGGUAUUUCUUCUAAACUACCUCAUUCCCUUAUUGCCCCCACUAAAUCACAAGAAAAUAAAAAUAUCCAAGAGGAACUUAAAGGAUUCUAAAUAAAACUAAAUUAUAAAGGUGAAAUUAACCCACAGCACCUGGGUGGCUUUUAUUUUCCUCCUUCGGUGUUUCUGUCAUAUACUCGUGAGUCCCAGGGAAAAUGCCUGGUUUCUUUUCUCUGAGGUUUCCUAGUAGCUUUCUAGGAAUUCAGUAAAUGUUCUCACCAUUCAUAUUCCUGUUUCACAUAUUAUAAAAUUGAGCCCUGUGUGGCGGCACACACCUUUAAUCCCAGAACUCAGAAGUAGAGACAGGUGGACCUCUUGAGUUUGAGGUCAGGCUGGUCUACAUGAUGAAUUCCAGGAGUAGGACUACAUAGUAAGAGCCUAUCUUUAAAACAAAACAUGACAAAAAAAACGGUCUGCUUUAGCAUAUGAACUCUGAAAUUGUAGUUAGAUUUUAGCAUGGUUUAUGCAGCUGAGUCAUUUGCCUUUAUGUGUGUAGAUUGGAGUUGACUUGCACAGUUGUGUCUUGUGUAAGAUACUGCAUGACAGUUUAUGAACUUGUUGCUGUUUUCCCACAAUAUUGGCAGUUUUUGAGAGUUUUUCAGCACUAAGCAUUUAACAGCGUUCUACAACAAUGAAAUGAUUUAAAACUUUUGUACAUUUAGAUGUUAUGCUAUAUUGUAUAUAUCAACAUUAAGAAUAUUGUAAAUAUCAGUGUCUGUACAAUAAUGGAAGAUUUUCCCCAAAAUAUAUACUCAUCUUUCCAUGUUUACUUGUGACAUAUUAAAAUACCCAAUUUUAAGCUUUGAGAAAUUAUCUUACAAUGAAAGCUAAGGAGAAAUGUGCUGCCAAGUCUGUGUAAGUAAAGAUUUGAAAAUAAAACAGGUGGUUUUCGGUGUCUUUGUAAAUUAAAUGAAAGCUAAGGAGAAAUGUGCUGCCAAGUCUGUGUAAGUAAAGAUUUGAAAAUAAAACAGGUGGUUUUCGGUGUCUUUGUAAAUUAUUAGCAAUCUAUGUAUUGAAUUACAAAAAGAAGGCACUGUCUUAGUUAUCGUUACAUUGCUGUGGC